ACUUGUCUGUGUGGCGGAUGUGACGUCACGGGCGCGGGCGCCUGCUUGUGGCGGCGUUGCUUUGUGUGAUGGGCGGCAUGGCGACUCCUCUGGAGGUGGUGGUGAGCGCGGACGCCGGCUCGCAGCUGUGGAACCUCACCGUGUUCGACCUUCACAGCGGCUCCAGCCUGCUGUCGUACCGCGGCGGGAACAGCGCGGCGCGCAGCCUCACGGUGCUCCGCGGGGAGUUCCUGCUGUCCGCGCAGCUGGGCAAGAACUACAUCAACGUGUGGGAGAUCCAGAGGAAGGAUCAGCUACAACAGAAGAUCGUCUGUCCAGGUAUGGUCACCUGUCUGACUGCCUCGCCGGAUGGAGUGUUCCUCGCUGCUGGAGUUGGGGAGGCUCUGCAUCUGUGGGAGGUGUCGACAGGGAAGCUGCUGUGUGUCCUGAGUCGACACUACCAGGACAUUACCUGCAUCAAGUUCACCGAUGAUGGCAGCCAUUUUGUUUCUGGGGGAAAAGACAACCUGGCUCUGGUUUGGAAUCUGUGGGGGGUCAUCCAGCUGGACACGAGCCAAACUCCUGAGCCUCGCCACGUCCUGUCCCGUCACUCCCUUCCAAUCACAGACCUGCAUUGUGGCUGCAUGGGAGCUCAGGCCAGAGUUGCAACUGCGUCGCUGGACCAGACUGUCAAAGUUUGGGAACUGUCUUCUGGUGAGCUGCUGCUGUCUGUCCUGUUUGAUGUGGAGAUCAUGUCGGUGACCUGUGACCCCUGCGAGUACUUCCUGUUUUGUGGCGGAAGUGAUGGGAAUAUCUUCCAGCUGUCUCUGUGCAGUCAGAGUCUUCUCCGUGAGAGAUCCUUUCAGUCUGACAGUGAAGGAAACCAGGUUCUGAAAGGACACGGGAACAUGGUAACAUGUCUCUCCGUGUCGAUGGACGGGACCCUCCUGCUCUCUGGGUCACAUGAUGAGACGGUUCGAGUCUGGGACAUUCAAAGCAAACAAAGCAUCCGGUGCCUGGCGCAUAAAGGUCCCGUGACGAACGCCGUCAUCAUGCCGGCUCCUGCCAACAUGUUCCUGCCGGACAGCCGGCCGGCCGUCCCUCUGCUGCGCUUCAGCCGCCACCUGCACACCACCGAGGACGAGGGUGGAGAGGCGGGGGAGGUGUGCGUCCGGCCGGCGCUCCACGCACAGAAGGAGGAGGAGACGUACCUGCAGAAGGCGGAGCACCUGUACACGCUGAUGACUGCUGUCACUGACAGGUCGGUGUGUGGUGAUGGUGAGAGCACAAAAGUGCACGUGGCAGAGCUGAAGGAAGAGGUCCAGAUUCUGAAGAAGGUCAACAGAGAGCUGUACGAGUUCUCCAGCCAGCUGCUCACCAAGCCCACGUGAAAAAUAAAGCCGUUCUAAUCAAG
Messenger RNA from Oryzias latipes (Japanese medaka), 1393 nucleotides. It is a transcript of the gene wdr18, whose product is annotated as WD repeat domain 18. Lineage: Eukaryota; Metazoa; Chordata; Actinopteri; Beloniformes; Adrianichthyidae. Gene Ontology annotation, biological process: rRNA processing; DNA-templated DNA replication. Gene Ontology annotation, cellular component: nuclear pre-replicative complex; rixosome complex. Gene Ontology annotation, molecular function: protein binding. The record is from RefSeq and is a predicted model, not a curated record.